Molecule: messenger RNA, 605 nt
Organism: Psylliodes chrysocephalus
Lineage: Eukaryota; Metazoa; Arthropoda; Insecta; Coleoptera; Chrysomelidae
Source: the annotation of a GenBank genome assembly
CAUUGACGUUUAAUUGUGACAUUUUUGAGAUAUUCAACAUUGCUCAUUGUUAAUAAAAUAAUUAUUUUAUAAUAUUCCGUAUUUUAAAUAGCAGAAUGAAGAUAACAGUAAAAUGUUUAAAGGGUGGAAGUAGUUUAGUGGACGUUAGUGAAAAUACCACAGUUUUAGAACUUAAAAAGAUUGUUGAAAGGGACUUGAAAAUUCCAGUAUUUCAACAAACACUAAUAUUGAAUGGAAAGUGUCUUCAAGAUGACAAAUGCUUGGUCACAUAUCCAAAAAUAAAAGAUGGAACUAAGCUGUACGUUGCAAUAAAAAAACCUGAAUCUUUCGGUACCACACUUCAUAUAUUUUUAAGAAAACACUAUUCGGAAGAACAGUGCAAAGUUAUUGUUGAUGAAUUUAUGAGAAACUUUCACUCUAAAGUCGAAAACCUGAGUUUAGAUGAUCUAGAGAGGAUAGCAAAGUCAGAAAUAGACAGUUUAACAACAUAAGUUUUAUAGUUUUGGUGUAUCUAUAUCUUUACUGAUGUAAUAUAUUUAUAGUAUAAUUAUUUUUAACUUGUUUUUGUGUUUAUAUUAAAACUAUUAAAUUCCAUUCACCAAUUA